Capra hircus (goat) is the source of this 546-nucleotide messenger RNA. RefSeq names its product serine/arginine repetitive matrix protein 3-like. The record is from RefSeq and is a predicted model, not a curated record. The coding region runs from base 1 to 546 and encodes 181 amino acids. The transcript is spliced from 5 exons. NCBI's taxonomy places the organism in Eukaryota, Metazoa, Chordata, Mammalia, Artiodactyla, Bovidae.
AUGGGCCCCGGGCUCUCCAAGGCAGACUCAGCCCUGCACGUGUGGAGAAGUAAGCUGCGGAGCCGGGCUGUGCCGAAGGGCUCCGAUUGUCCGACCCAAAGGUCCCCCGGACCGGGGCCGGGGGCGGGCGGUGCCCGCGCCGAGCUUAGCGGAGGCGGCCGGAGAGGAGGCGGCGGCGGCCCCGCGCCCCGGGCCCUGCGGAUGGCGCCCGGCGGCCCCCGCCCCGGCCGCGUCGCCCCGCGCGCCGCGGCCCCGCGUGCGCGCGCCGCUAGAGCAGGGCCGCGCGGCGACGGCCGGGGGGCGCGCAGAAGCGGGGGAGCCGGUAGUGCUGCAGCAGCUGAGAUCUUCUGGAGAAGCUCACGUGGGCGCCGAGGUGCACGCAGCUGCCGCCCGGGCGUCCGUCUGACCCGCGUGGACGUCUGCAGAGUCCGCGAGCGCGAAAAUGAACCCAGAGGAGAGCUGGUGAGAGAGCGCCCGUGGGCCUCUCCGGACCCCGGUCGACAGAGGGAGAAAGUCAGACCCACGGAGCACCUGCCCGGCCGCUGA